AUGGGCUCUCCUUUGUCCCCAAUAUUAGCCGAUAUAGUACUCGAAUCAAUCAUCCAUAAUGCAUCAAGCCACCUUCCCUUUGAAGUCCCUAUUCUACGCAAAUAUGUAGACGAUCUGUUUCUCAUCAUCCCAAAAGAUUCCAUCGACACCGUACUAGACACCUUUAACAGCCAGGAGGACCGAAUUCAAUUCACCAUUGAAAUAGAACAAGACCGCAAACUACCAUUUCUGGACUUGCUGAUAAAUCGACAGGAGGAUCAAUCACUUUUCACCGAAUGGUAUAGCAAACCUAUCUCAUCUGGGAGAAUGCUAAAUUUCCAUUCUUACCAUCAAUACAAACACAAAAUUAAUGUAGCCAACAAUUUUAUUCACCGCGUUACCUCUUUAACAUCUAAUCCAGAGGCGACAAACGUAAACACCAUCAUUCACAAACACCUACAGGCUAAUAGCUACCCACGAACCCUGGUGUCUCGGCUCAUCAACCUGUACCAUUCUAGGCAACAAGAAGUUGUCCAUCCUUCAGCUAUCACACUGCCACCACCAGCACCUCCACCCACAACAGCUCCACAGCCAACAGCCCCACCGCCGUCCUCUCAGCAACCACAUCAAGCCAGCAAUGCACCAUCCACGGCAAACAACCUUCAGGAUAUGGUCACCUUAGGCACAUCCAGAAAACACCCAGCAUAA
Messenger RNA from Wyeomyia smithii (pitcher-plant mosquito), 687 nucleotides. RefSeq lists its product as uncharacterized. The coding region runs from base 1 to 687 and encodes 228 amino acids. The record is from RefSeq and is a predicted model, not a curated record. The transcript has a single exon. Lineage: Eukaryota; Metazoa; Arthropoda; Insecta; Diptera; Culicidae.